AUGUGUGAGGUAGACGGGAUAGGACCAGUGCCGCCAGGCGCAAUUGCAGAUGGUGGCUACCGGAAAGGUCCAGAAGAUGGAGAGCCACCAGAAGAAGGCUUUGGCACACUAGCUCACCUUCAGUUGCCCGUGAAGUCCGCGCUGGACUUGAAGCAAGAGAGGCUCUCGGGCGUCGUGACCAAAUAUCUGCCGGUCAGUGGCUAUGGCAUGGUGAAAAGUCACAUGUUCGAGGGCGAGCUGACGUUCAGGAUAGAUCGGAUUAUGCCGGAAUUUCAAGCUCAUCCUCUACAUGAAAAUGAAGGGGUGGAGUUUGAUGUUCAGGCGGAUGACGUCGGCAAGCCAGUGGCUGUGGCUGUGAAGCCCGUUCUCGGACGGAAGCCUUACGAUGUCUUGGGGCAAAGACAUAGAGGCUAUGUAAGGCGUUUUGUAGAGCGCUGGGGCUUCCUGAACGCUGCCGCCUUUGAUGGUGAUCUCUUUGUCCACCGCGACAACUUGCUGAUGGAGCCUGGAACCGAGACUGGCCCUGAUGGGCAGCCAAUCCUUCGGACGGGCCAAGUAGUGGAGUUCGACGUCGCCCUAGAUGAUCGCGGACGAGCAGUGGCCAAGCAAAUCACCACCCGUGCCCUGCUUCGGCCGGGCGAUUGGAUCGGGCACAGAUUACGCGGAUAUAUUCGGUCGUUUCAAGGUGCUUGGGGAUUUAUCAAUUCUGAUCGUUUCGCGGGCGAUCUCUUUGUUCACCGAGAUUCGCUCUUGGCUGCGUGCCAGAACGCCCAAUUGGCCAUUGGCACAGUUGUUGAAUUUGACAUCGAGCGGGACCACCAUCGGAAGGGGGCCAAAAACCGCUUAGUUGCAAGGAAUGUUUCAGUUCUUGCCGGGGAGGCGCCGGUGCCAUUGCAGCAUCCUCAGAGCUGGGGUCUUGCGAUGCGAUCCUUGGAAUCAAGCUGCUCGAUCUGGCGACGCCUCUAUGAGAAUGGCAUCGACCAGACCCAGUUCCUUCGGCAAGUUUCAGCAACCCAGGUAAACAGUGCCUUCGAAAUGCUUGGACGACCACCAACGAGCCCUUCAAAGACUGUGGAGUUCAACAAGGAGGAGACCAUGAUGAAGGCCUUGGUGGCCGCUUUGAGCGGAGACCGCAAGUUGCUGCCUGGUUGGAAUGGUAAUGUGGAGACCUUGCGUGGAUGGCUGCGCCAGCUUUCUUUGUGGGAGCUGGAUAACAACCUGCCGAAGAACAGAUGGGGCCUUAAGUUGCUUCAGUCGUUUUCUGAAGGGUCUGCCCCGAGGAAGAUAGCUGAGACGAUCGAUGUGUCUACGUUGACUUCAGAUGCUGGCUACGGAGCGAUCCUUUCAGCUAUCCUGGCAAAGUAUGCACCCUUUUUGGAAGCGGCUGGGCCAGCCUCCAUCGAAGCCUUCUUCUAUGGCGGUGAGCGAUCCAAGCAGGAAUCUUUCUCAACCUACGUUGCAGCCAAGGAGGUCGCUCUGCAAGAGUUGGAAGCCAACUUAGGUGAGCGGCUCCCAACGAAAGUUGCUGGUCGAAUUCUCCUGCGGCAUGCAGGUCUUUCAGACACUCAACAUGAGGCAAUGGCGGUGAAGUAUAACUCCAUGAUGACCUUCGAACAAGCUGCAAGUGCACUUCGUCCUCUUGAUCGUCCUGAAGCUCUUGUGACGAAAGUGGCCAAGACGUACAUGGCCGCGACCAACUAUGAAGACCUUUCAGAACAACCUGAGGGGGAUGAGGACGAAGAAUAUGACGACGAGGAGUUGCAGCCAGAUGAUGAUGGCUCAGGUCCAGAAAGUGAUGGCAAUGGGAACUUGACCUACUUGCUCUACGAUACCAAUGAGGAGUUUACUGAGGAGGAGACUGCCUAUAUCUUCGCCUACAACUCAGCAUACCGAGAUGUGCGUCGUGAACUGCAGGCGAAGAGAAAGGGCAGGCAGUUUUUCAAACCUCGUGGAAGUGGUGUGAUCAAAAAGGGCAAGAACAAAGGACACGAAGGCCAGUCCAAGGGAAAGGGUCACUCAAGCUCUUUCCGAAGUGGUCAAGGUCGAGGUCGAGGAAACCGUGGAACUCCUGAGGAGCUCAUGGCAAAGACGAGAUGUUUUUCAUGUGGCCAGUUGGGUCACAUGAGCCGAGAAUGUCCUCAACGAGGUGAAGGCCAAAGCUCAAAUUUCUUUGUGUGCCAAGGAAGCUCAGGUGUUCAGAACCGUGUCUACGUCAACAUCUCUGAGUCCAAGGAGAAGCAACUCUCCGUGUUUGCUGGCGUACAAACUCAGGGCCAUGAAACUGUGGUGGACACGGCAGCAGAAGAAGCUGUGAUUGGUAGUACUGCAAUGUUGCGCCUUCGAGAACAACUAGCUCAACAUGGUCUUCAACCAGUUCAGGCCAGUGGAGCUACGGUGACCUGUGCGGGGAUUGGUGGCAGUGCAAAGAUUGUUGGUGUCUUUGAUAUCCCAGUCGGGGUUGCAUCAACAAAUGGACUUUUGAGGGUGACCGAGAUCACCGAUGAAGGUUCUUUCAAGACGCCCUUCUUGCUGCCGAUCUCCUACAUUGAGUUGGUUGGGGCCACCAUUGACACCAAUCGUGAACAGUUCAUCCUGCGCAAUGGCAAGAGCACUCCAAUGAAACGGGUGCCAUCAGGACAUCGCACCAUCUCCAUUAUGGACUUUUUCAACAACAAGUGGAUGGUGCCGGAUCAAUUGCGCGCUGAACUCAAUUUCAAGGAUGUGAAUCCAUUUCUCAUUCCGAAGAAGCAGACGCGGAAGAAUGUCACCUUUCAGCAGCGACCUGGUGUUGCCGUGUGGAUGAAAACAGAAGACCGACUUCAUUUCAUGGGAAUUUUGAAAGGUCGCAGAAACACCUUGGUCGACCCCAAAGAAAUUUUCAGUGCUGCAGUUUUGACAACUUUGAAACCAUCCCGGGUGACAGCUGCCACCAUGGCGGCGAAUGCAAGCUCCGGUCAUGCAGUGCAGGACCCAGGGCAAUCAAAAUGUGGGGAUGUUCCAUGCGGUUGUCAACAACAUGUCAAAGAUGUCAAACAUGUUCACUUCAGUGAUGCAACAGAUGAUGUUUCAAACAUGCCAUGUCAUGAAGUGCAAAGCGUUGGAGUUCAGCCGGCCGACAUCAGCAGCAGCAAACGGUCUCAAGAGUUCCAGCUCGCUGACCUACGUGUACCUCAAGUUGCUGAUGCCUCCUUGCAGGAUCGAGUGGCAGCAUGGCUUGUGGCCGACGACCAGGAGAUGGCAGAGUCUCCGAUCAGGGCCCACCGCAGUGCUCUGCAGAAGAUCUAUGCGGCUUGGCGCCGAAUGAUCAUCAUGGUCUUUCGCACCUACCUGGAGAUCCUUCAGCAGUCUGCGGCGGACUACCUGGUGAGCAGAAACCAAGGAACAGUCGUGUCCAUGCCCAAGCACGAUUUGCCUGUGGACAAGAAGUCAACCAAACCCGAAGGUCGAGUUCGCAGGGGAAUCGGGCAACCGCUUCCUCGAUCUACAGCCUCCAAAGAAUGGCAGUACGAGCCUUCCAGCUGUGCGCACGCCGAAGAAAUGCUGCGCCAAAGAGGCUCGAAGCAAAUGUUUUGGUGGACCUGCCUUGGAUGCGGAAGCCGUUGGCAGAGAUUGGAAUGGGAGAUGGACCAGGUGGAGAACGCAAAGACAUGUGCGAGUUCAUCCACCGAUCGAGCCAAAGUGAAGGAGCAGAAGGUGACCGCGUCUUCCAGUGCGACGUACCCUGCAAGACUGCCUCCACCCAAGUCGAGGCCAGAUCUGAAGGCCCUGGUGAUUCAAGAUGCAGGAGUACCUCAAAACCUGAUGCCACCUUCGCCCACGGAGGAGCCCGACAAAUCUCCCAAGGACGACAUCGACAAGUCUCCGAUGUCAAUUCCACUGAUGACCCAAGGACCAAUCAUGCCCAAGCAGAAUGUGCAGAUGACGGCGGAUCAAGAGCUGGAGCACCGGAUUCUUCUUGCUGCCGAAGAACGUCGAGCAAGCCGCAGGAAGCUGCUCUCAGGAGGAGGAAAGUCCGCUGGCACUUCAGGACUUCAACAUGGUGCCGUCGGACAAGUGAGUGAGACGAAGCAGCAGAAGCCCAAGGACAAGUCGAGAGCAGCCUUGGGAACAGUUGCAAAAGCCGUGAUGCUCUCCUAUGUCGUGAUUUGGUCUUGUCUUGCAGCUACAGAAUCCAGGUUGCAUGACCUGAUGGGCUCACCUAUGCCUUGUGACCCCAGCGCUGCGGAGGAGACCGAGAACGGCAUCAAUCCUUUUGCAUUUGCCUGGAAUGACAGCCUCAAAGAGCUGUCCAGAACUGACUUUGAUGGAAUGCCCAAGUUUUUGGAACGAGGCCAACGACAUUUUGUUGUUGGAGCACUACGAAGCUACUUGGAUGAUGUCGGCGAAGUGUACUCGCCACCACGAAUCACCAAGGAAGCAAAGAAGCAAGGCCUCAAAGGCCAGAUCGCUCUUGACCUCUCAACUGGAUGGGAUUUUAGGCGUCGUGAACACCGACAACAAGCAUUGCAACUGAUAGCCAAGAGACGACCUGCAGUCUUGCUGUUGUCACCACCAUGCACGACGUUCUCUCCAUUGAGAAGGUUGACCAACAAAAAGAGAGAUGCUGCUCAAGUUCAAGCUGAAGAAGAUGAAGGCGACUUGCACAUGGAUUUCUCCGCAAGUCUGGCUGAGAUGCAAAAGCGUGAAGGCAGAGGCUUCAUACUGGAACAACCGGCACCAGCGACCUCUUGGCAAAGACCAAAGAUAAAAAGGCUCCUUGACGAUGAGGAGGUCUACACCAUCCGAGUCGACAUGUGUCGCUAUGGUCUUCGAGCUCAAUGUGGACCUCAUCAAGCGGAAUUGGUUCAAAAGCCAACGGUGCUGGCGACAAACAUACCAGAGAUUGCAUCUCACGCCAACAAGGUGUGUCAGAAAGAUCAUCAACACGGUCUCUUGAUUGGCGGCGCAGCAAAACAUGCCGCAGUUUACACACCUGCCUUUGUCAAAGCAGUGGUGAAUGGUGUCAAAGAAGCUCUUGGAGUGAAGAUGCCAAAACAACCACCGGAACUUCAACAAGCAUUUCUCUUUGGCAAAACCCUCGGUGCUCAAGCUCAGAUUUUUGCUGUGGAUUGCCUUGAAGUGGAUGCCGAAGUUGAUUUGGCCUAUGGACUUAAUGGGCUUUACCCUGAACUUCAGGAGGGCCAAGCAUCCACACCAGCCCAUGGACUUUUGCAGCCCGAUGGACUUCGAACGGCUGCGGGGCUGGAAAGAUCCGAUCUUCUAGGAUCUUCCACCGCAACCUUUCCACUUUCCAUGGAUGUUGAUGCACCGGAGGAAGAAGCAGAUGAAGAUAUGGUGGUUGAAGCCAGACGCCAAAUGCGACUGGUGGGAGAACAACCAGGUGUUGCGAAUGCCCUUGAAAAGAUGGAGGACUUUGAGAAGACUGCCGAUGAAGGUGAAUUUUCUUUGGCUCCAAACCUCCGUCGAGAAGUUCAUAGAGUACAUCGCAACCUAGGCCAUCCAGGUCUGGAGAUCUUUGUGCGAGCUUUGCAGAAUGCUGGAGUUCAAGAUCACAUUGUGGCCUGGACGAAACGUCAUUUCAGAUGUCCAACCUGUGAUGCACGACCACGUCCAAAGCCAUCCAGACCAGGUCACUUGAUGCGAGCUCUGGAGUUCAACACAGUGGUGGGCGUGGACCUUUGCUUUUUGGACUUCAAAGGCCACCAGUUCAUCAUUUUGAACAUGUUGUGCUGGGGAACCAAUUUUCAACAAGCCAGUCUUUGCAAAGACAAAUCAGCAGAAGAGGCUCUCAAUGGACUUAUGACCUGUUGGAUCCAGCACUACGGCCCACCUGUGCUUUUGAUCAUGGAUCGGGGCAAAGAGUUCUACAACGACAAGCUGCAGAACACCAUUGGCGGCUUGAUAAGAUUCUUGCAACAGCUCAAGCAGCAGCUUGGAUUUUCUCCCAUGCAGCGAGUCUUUGGCAAGAACCUCCGUCUUCCAGCAAGUUUGAUGUCCACCGACGCUCUCAACAGCGAGCUCACUGAUGUUGCAGCAGGAGACCCAAUUCAUCGAGCCUGGCAAGUUCGCGAACUGGCGUCUCAGGAAUGGCUUCGACGUCAAGAUCAAGGAGUCACCAUAGCAGAAGAUCCGUCAGGAAAGUCCACUUGGAUUUCAAUGCGUGGACGACUUUGGAAAGCCUCACAGGAACAACUUCGACUUGCCACACCUGAAGAAGAGCUUGGAGCUGAGCUCAUUGUGGAGCUGUCCAAAGAGAUGCUGACGAAACUUCAAAAACCUGGCCAUGUGGUCUUUCAAGAUGUUUCUCAAGAAGGUGGUCCCACCGACGACUACUUUGAUGAAGUCAUGAGAACUUUGGAAGUUCGAGAAGAAGGUGACCACCAGCCAAGUCAACCACGUGAAUCAAGCUCAACUUCAAGUACCAGCAGUACAACUGGCCAAACUUCGAACACUACGGAAUCGGCAAGUUUGGGUCUGGGCAACACCGAAGAAGGUUCAAACUCAGCCACUGCGGCUGGAUCUGAACAGCCCAGCAGACGUGCAAGUGCGCUGUCUGAACAGGUUGAAGGACAAGAACCUAUGGAAGUGAUUCCUGAAGAAGAGGCUAUGGAUGUGAGCCACAACGAAGCGAGCAGUCCAGUCAGUGCACAGCCUCCCAACCUUUCCUUUGGACCUUCAACUCCAGCACGGACACGUCCAAUGCCAUAUUCAACAGUGCCGAGGCCGAGAACGACAACUUCUAUGCGAAUGAGGGAUGAUGGAAUCCUUCUUGACCAGCCAGAGACACCGGUGAUCAACCAAGAUUCCAUCACUGGUCCAACACCAACCCUGACGAACCGACAAUCCUUUUAUCUGGAAGUUAUCGACUUUGACGAAUGUGCUGAAGAAGCUGUCACUGGUGAUCGAACAGCCUUCAUUGGUGCAACCUGGAGAAUUGACCGUGAUCGACGUCAGAAGACGUUGAAGCCAUUGGUGGAGGAUGGUGAAACUUUUGCAGGACAACAAGCCGAGGCGAGCUACUCGGUCAGAGAUCGAUGCAUGUAUGUCUCCAAAGCAAAAUCUUCCUUUGGACAAGUUGAAUUCUCCAUGCUGGAAGAAGCCGAGAAGAUUCAGUUCAGAGCAUCUCGGAAGAAAGAGCUGGAGAGUCUUGUAGCCACUGGAGCGGUGGUGAUUCUUUCACUGGAAGACAGCUUGAAGUUUGCCAAGGAGACGCCAGAGCAGAUCAUCGAUUCCAAGUAUGUGGACCGUUACAAACCAGUAGCAGUGUCCCGCCAAAAGCUGGAAGAGUACAAGGUCAAAGCUCUUCAACAAGGUCAUUUGCAGGCCAUUGAACUGGAGACCGAUGCCACAAACCCAAAGUCACGGCUAUGUGCAGUUGGUUGGCAGGAUCCUCAGAUCAUGGAGGUGGAACGCUCAUCGCCUACUCCUCUGUCAACAAGCUUGUACGCAUGCCUCCAGUUAGCAGCUAGCAGAAGAUGGAAGACCCGAGUGAAGGACGUGAAGACGGCCUUUUUGCAAAGUCUUCCAACAACGAGGUCCAAGCCCCUGGCAUGUCGUCUUCCAAGAGACGAAACACCUGAAGGUUUAGACCCGAGGCAGCUACUGCUUCUCAAAACCGAGAUCUAUGGCCUUGUCUCAGGACCAAGCUGGUGGAGACGAACUUUGUUGAAGGUUGCGACAGAAAACCUCAACUAUGUGGUCAACUGCUACGACAGAUGCGUGCUGACCCUUCCUGCCAAAGAUCCACAACCAAAUGCCUUGAGCGAAGGUUUCAUUGUCAUUGAGGUGGACGACAUAGCAGAAGCAGGUAGUGAAGAGCACAUGAAACGCAUGCGAGAAUUGGAAGCGACAUUGAAAUUUGGAAAGGUGGAAGAUCUUCAAACUGAUCAAGGCACAAACUAUGCUGGCCGGUUUUUGAGACAGCUCCCAGAUUUUUCGUUUGAGAGCAACAUGGACGAAUUUAUCUACACGCGGCUGGAACCGAUUGUGCCACAGCGAAAGGUUUUGAAGAAAGAUGCUAGCAAAGUGAAGCUUUCGGAAAGCGAGAAGACGCAACUACGUGGACUGAUAGCCUCCUUAAACUGGGUUUCACGUGAAGGAAGACCAGAUGCCUCUUCAGCAGCAUCAAUUCUGGCCUCUGCAUUUCCUGAGCCCACCAUGGAGCACAUCCUUGGUGAAAAUGCCCCAGUGUCAUUGGUGCAGUGGCGUUCAAAACGCCUCCGUAGGAAAGCUUCAUCAUCCUUGUUGUGCGAAUCCAUUUCAAUGUCAGCUGCGACAGGCGCUCUGGAACGCUUGGACUCUUUCUUUCAGAGCAUUUGCCAGUCAAAUUUCAAUCCUCGUAGGAAACAGCUGACCGAAGAUCAGUAUUUGGAAGCCUCUGGAAAGGCGACUGUCAUCGCUUCCGACUCUGAAAGGUCAGCCAUGGAUCCAUCCUAUGGAACCCCUGGGACACCGCACUCAGAGGCAUAUCCAGAGCUGUCAGAGGGUCCUCCUUCGGCCCUGUACUACCAGGCCCCACCUGUGCCAGACCCCAACGCGGCUCUGGGUUAUGGUGUGCCGCCUUAUUCCUACCCACCUGCGGGUGCCACGCAGCCGCCUUAUCCUUAUCCGUCGCCGCAGUCUCCGUAUGGCUACCCACCAUACAAUCCAUAUGGAUACGGACACGGUGCGACUCCGUACGGGCAGCCGGGCUAUACACCGCCCUAUGGUGGCAACCCCUACGCGCAGUAUGGGACGUAUCCGAAUGGUGCGGCCUAUCCCGGCUCCGACGUGGGUGCGGCCACCCCUGGGGGUGCCACCGUGGCCACAUCCGAAGCGGCGACGGCAGAGGAGAAGGCAGCAGCAUUUGCGGAUACCGCAGCCACUGCCUCGCAGGUCGAUGAAACACCAGCGACAGUUGCUCAAACCAAUGGCGAAGAAAAGGCUGCAGCCACUGCAGCUGCAGCCACUGCAGCUGCAGCCACUGUGUCUGCGGCUGCGACCCUUGCAGCCGCUGCAAGCACAGGACCAGCAGUAACUGACGCAGCCACGCCAGCGGCCACCCCAGCUGCGACCCCAGCCGCCGCACCAGCAGCUGCCACGGCAGCCACGGGCCCAGAGGCAGCGACCGCCGGGGCUGCACCAGCCACACCUGCCACACCAGCCACACCUGGCAGCACUGCGCCCAGCACCGGAGGAGCACCGGUCAAAGAGUUCCAGCCUCCCACGGGGCCUGGAUUGUUGCACAUCACCAUCCACGACUGGGAGCCGGACCAGCCUGGACAACUUUAUGUGGCGAAGGGCACUUUGGUGAACAUCUCCUACCGAGCUGCUCAUGGUUGGGUCUAUGCAGGUACCGUGCAAGGUUUAAAGACCGGAAGUGAAGCAUUAGCCACAGCCACCGAGGGGUGGAUCCCACAGGCAGUGGUGAAGCGAGUUAGUCUUUGCCGAGUAGCUGUGGAUUGGCCUGCAGAAGGGCAGGCAACGCUAGGGGUCAGCAAGGGCGAAGUCAUCGCGGUUUCAAAGGAGGCGGAACGUGGCUGGGUCUACGGCGAGCGCCUUGCUGACCGAGCCUCGGACAAGCUGGGCGACGGCUGGCUACCCAAGAAGGUUUUGGAAUACCUCCGGACAUAG
Molecule: messenger RNA, 9612 nt
Organism: Cladocopium goreaui
Lineage: Eukaryota; Dinophyceae; Suessiales; Symbiodiniaceae
Source: the annotation of a GenBank genome assembly